This is a messenger RNA of Durio zibethinus, 2184 nucleotides long. NCBI's taxonomy places the organism in Eukaryota, Viridiplantae, Streptophyta, Magnoliopsida, Malvales, Malvaceae. The record is from RefSeq and is a predicted model, not a curated record.
AAAAUAAUAAUAAGAAAAGAGAGGCAGAAAGCAUAUAAGGAGUCAUAUUGGUGCUAGUAAUUAGAAAAAACAAAUUGAAGAUGGAGGGCUUGAAGGUGUGGAGGCUUUCCUCAUCAAUUUCUAGGCCUUCAAGUUUUAGACAACUAUUUGGAUUGGGCUCUUCCUCUUGUCUAAUCCUGCGCUGCUCAGAUGGCGGCGCUGCCACCACCUCCAACACCAGACUGCCCUCUCGCAACCUACGGUCUUCGACAUCCACUUCCACUUCAGACCGUGAAGCCGUCCGUGCCAUCCGCCUGAAAAAGGUGGAACAAUUGCGGAGCAAAGGGUUGGAGCCGUAUGCUUAUAAGUGGGAUAGAAGUCAUAGCGCUAGGGAGCUGCAGGAAAUAUAUGAGAAUCUAAACAAUGGGGAAGAGUUGGAUAGUGAGAGUCAUCAUGUCUCCAUUGCCGGCAGAAUUGUGGCUCGCAGAGCCUUUGGAAAACUUGCUUUUCUCACUUUAAGAGAUCAAACGGGCACUAUUCAGCUAUACUGUGAGAAGGAAAGGCUUUUGAAUGAUCAGUUUGAGCAUUUAAAGACACUAGUUGAUAUUGGUGAUAUAUUGGGUGCUUCUGGCUCUAUCAAGCGGACUGAGAAAGGGGAGCUAUCCGUUAAGGUGGAUUCCUUUGCAGUUCUUACAAAAUCUCUACUUCCGCUGCCUGACAAGUUUCAUGGUUUAACUGACAUUGAUAAGCGUUACCGUCAAAGGUAUGUUGAUAUGAUUGCAAAUCCUGAAGUAGCUGAUAUAUUUCGGAAACGAGCAAAGAUUGUGAGGGAGAUACGAAAGACGGUGGAAUCUCAAGGUUUUGUCGAAGUUGAAACUCCAGUUCUGCAGGGAGCAGCUGGUGGGGCCGAAGCAAGACCAUUUUUGACAUAUCAUAACUCCCUUGGAAGGGAUCUUUAUCUAAGAAUUGCAACUGAACUUCACUUGAAAAGAAUGCUGGUUGGAGGAUUUGAAAAAGUAUAUGAGAUUGGUCGGAUAUUCAGAAAUGAAGGUAUUUCAACUCGUCAUAACCCAGAAUUUACGACCAUUGAGAUGUAUGAAGCAUAUUCAGACUAUCAAACUAUGAUGAACAUUGCCGAGGAAAUUGUUACGCGAUGUGCUCUUGCAGUCCAUGGAAAGCUCACCAUUGAUUACCAGGGGGUUGAGAUACAUUUGGAGCGGCCAUGGAGGAGGGAAACCAUGCACAAUCUUGUUGAAGAGGUCACUGGGAUUGAUUUCACUGAAUUGGGAAAUGAUCUUAAAGUUGCUAAAGAUGUUAUUUUGAAGGCACUUGGAGUUGGGCUCGAUAUUAAGGACAAGUUUUCCAUUGAAUCCUGCCCUUCACUUGGUCACCUCCUUAAUGAGGUUUUUGAAAUUUUUGUUGAGCCAAAGCUUUUGCAACCUACAUUUGUUUUGGACUAUCCCAUGGAAAUAUCUCCUCUUGCCAAACCACACCGGAGUAGUCUGGAAAACAGGCAUGCAGGUUUGACUGAGAGAUUUGAACUCUUCAUUUGCGGUCGCGAGCUGGCCAAUGCAUUCUCUGAGUUGACUGAUCCUUUGGACCAGAGAGCCCGCCUGGAAGAGCAAGUAAGGCAACAUAACAAGAAGAGAGCAGAAGCUGUUUCAGUCACAGAUGGCACAGAAAAAAAUAAUAAAAAUGAAGAAUCUAUGUAUGAAGUAACUCUCGACGAUGAUUUUCUUACUGCUCUGGAAUAUGGAAUGCCUCCAGCUUCAGGAAUGGGACUUGGAAUUGACAGGCUGGUGAUGCUUUUGACGGAUUCCGCCAGCAUCCGGGAUGUCAUUGCUUUUCCUGUUCUAAGGAUUUCGCACUAAUGGCAGGAUGACUCUACUAGAUAUUCUUAAUUUUUUUUAUUUCCCUUGAACAUCCAAUAUAGGUCCUUUGUGGCCCCGGGAUUUUGCAUUGCUGGCAACAUUGCCUUGUUUUUUUCUCAAAAUUAUCGAUAUCUUCUAGUUGAUUUAGGCUGUAUUUACACAUUCUUGGAUUUUGGCUUUUGUUUAGUCUAAAUGUUUAGUUGAUCGAUCUGUUGAUGCAACUACUAAUCUUAUUAAUAAAUUGUAACUUAAAAACUGUAGGAAAUCAUGAUAUUGAAAGGUUAAAAUCGAUUACUAUAACUUUGAUUUGAUUUAAACGAGAAUGGUGGUCGUG